GAAAGAAGAAGAGAGACUUGCCGAACAAAACAAAUGGUGACUAUGAAAAUUCGGAGAAAGAAAGACCUCGACUUUUGCUUUUGGGCUUUGCAGUUGCAGAGAUCUCAUCAUCAGAGUCGCGAACCAGAAAAUGGUGACUCGGAGCUUUCAGGUUCACCACAAUGACUCCACUUUCGGCGUUGACUUUGAUACGGACGAUGGCCUCGAAGUUUUCAAACUCCAGCUCUUAUCUCUCACCUCCAUCCCUCCGGACGAGCAAAAGUUAAUUGGAAUGGAUGAAAAUCGUGUCGUUUCGGAUAAGUCCGACCUCGUUGCUAUCUCUGAGAAGCUCCGACUGGUUUCGAUCAAUGAGGAGCAACAAGAAACUUCAACUGCUGAAAACGAUGAAUUGCUGAAAUCCGAUGAGGAAUUGGCCAGAAUGUUGCAGGCAGAGGAGUGCGCUGCCCCUGAAGAUAAUGGAAAGGUUGAGGGAAGACUACGCACUUAUGUCAGUAUAGUUCUCAUGUAUGAGGACCUGGAACGCCAGGAGGCUGCUCGGAAAACAGUUCCUGUUGAAGAGCUGGAGGAGAAAGCAUUGGUCAGUUUGGCCAAGGAGGGGAAUUUAACUCCAUCAAAAAAUGAACAAGACCAUGCUUUCCUGCUGCAGCUGCUUUUCUGGUUCAAACAAUCUUUCAGGUGGGUAAAUGCUCCUCCCUGUGAUGGUUGCAGCAAAGAAACCGUACUUCAUGGGAAGGUGGAUCCACUUCCUUCAGAAAUUCGACAUGGAGCUUCUCGAGUUGAGAUCUAUGGAUGCAAUUUUUGCCCUAUAGGGUCUCGUUUCCCACGCUACAAUGAUCCAUUGAAGCUUGUGGAAACAAGAAGUGGGCGUUGUGGGGAAUGGGCCAAUUGCUUUACGCUUUAUUGCCGAGCUUUUGGAUAUGAAUCCCGCCUGAUCUUGGAUUUCACAAAUCAUGUUUGGACAGAGUGCUUCUCACAAUCUUUGGGAAGAUGGUUGCAUCUCGAUCCUUGUGAAGGAGUGUAUGACAAUCCAAUGUUAUAUGAAAGCGGGUGGAACAAGAAAUUAACUUACGUAAUUGCCAUCACUAAAGAUGGUGUUUGUGAUGUAACCAAACGAUAUACGAGGAAGUGGCAUGAGGUUAUUUCUCGACGUAACAUCAUUACAGAGACUGCACUGUCAGCUGUGGUUGCUAAUGUAACAAAAGACUGCCGAAGAGGGUUUACCUCUCAAGUGCUUUCUGUACUUGAAGACCGUGACGAGAAGGAGAGGCAAGAACUCGAAAGAGGUUUACAUUCUACAGACAAUGCCUCAACCUCAUUACCAGGGAGACUAAAUGGGGACAAGGAGAAGGCUGUAGGGAUCCCAAGAGUUAAACUUGGAAGUCAGGGAUUUGAGGUCUCAAAAGUGGGGUUUGGAUGCAUGGGCCUGAGUGGGGUCUACAACUCGCCUGUCCCUGAUGAGGAUGGCAUCUCCAUAAUAAAACAUGCUUUCAGUAAAGGAAUCACUUUCUUUGACACAGCUGAUGUAUAUGGACCUCAUUUGAAUGAACUUCUUCUUGGGAAGGCCUUGAAGCAGUUGCCAAGGGAAAAAGUUCAAGUGGCCACAAAGUUUGGUAUUACUGGAAGACCUGAUCCUCCAAGAAUUACAGUGAAGGGCACUCCUGAGUAUGUCCGCUCAUGCUGUGAGGCUAGCCUCAAUCGUCUUGGCGUCGACUACAUUGAUCUGUAUUAUCAGCACCGGGUGGACACAAUGGUGCCUAUAGAGGAAACCGUAGGUGAGCUCAAGAAACUGGUGGAAGAAGGAAAAGUAAAGUAUAUUGGGUUAUCUGAAGCCAGCCCGGACACAAUAAGGAGGGCACAUGCAGUUCAUCCCAUCACGGCUUUACAAAUUGAGUGGUCCCUCUGGACUCGUGAUAUUGAGGAAGAGAUUGUUCCACUUUGCAGGGAGCUUGGCAUUGGAAUAGUUCCAUAUAGUCCUCUUGGUCGUGGUUUUUUCGGAGGCAGAGGAGUUGUGGAAAGUGUGGCUGCAAAUAGUUUUGUGGCCAACCAUCCCCGGUUUGUAGGAGAGAACAUAGACAAGAACAAGAAUAUUUACCAUCGAAUAGAAAGCCUUGCUAAAAAGCAUCAAACCUCUCCUGUUCAACUAGCACUAUCAUGGGUUCUCCACCAAGGAAAUGAUGUUGUGCCUAUCCCGGGGACAACAAAGAUUAAGAACCUGGAUUCAAAUAUUGGCUCCUUGGGGGUGAAACUCAAGGAAGAAGACAUCAAAGAAAUUUCUGAUGCUGUACCAAUUAACCAAGCCGCAGGUGAUAGCGAUAGCGGAAUCCUGAUGCAGUGGCAAUGGAAGCUCGCCAACACUCCUCCAAAACAUUCAAAGUCUGAGCUUUAAGACAUGGACACUUUUCCAUCUGAGUCUUGGGACUUCAAUGAUAAUGUACUUUGUUCAAUUGAUUGCAAAUCAAACUUGUGUUGUAUACUAAUACUGUAGACAAACCCUAUCACCAGUAAAUUCCACUACAAUUAAUUGCUCUCA
Messenger RNA from Prunus dulcis (almond), 2530 nucleotides. Its product is annotated as peptide-N(4)-(N-acetyl-beta-glucosaminyl)asparagine amidase-like. The transcript is spliced from 19 exons. NCBI's taxonomy places the organism in Eukaryota, Viridiplantae, Streptophyta, Magnoliopsida, Rosales, Rosaceae. The record is from RefSeq and is a predicted model, not a curated record. The coding region runs from base 131 to 2386 and encodes 751 amino acids. Gene Ontology annotation, cellular component: cytoplasm.